Molecule: messenger RNA, 420 nt
Organism: Adineta ricciae
Lineage: Eukaryota; Metazoa; Rotifera; Eurotatoria; Adinetida; Adinetidae
Source: the annotation of a GenBank genome assembly
AUGGGAAAUCCACAUGAAUUUGAAGAGUCACUCAAUAAUAUCAACAAAUCAGUUACUUCAAUUCUAGCACUGAUUCUUUGUGUUCUUUUACCAUUCGUAUGUCUACUAGGCGGAUGUGCAUUAUUGAUUGUUGCUGCAACAUUGAAAGAUUCGGAUGGAAAAACAACCAUCCUAUUUCUUGGUAUUGGAGGAGGUGUUGCAGCAUUACAAAAAGGUCGAAUGCGAAAAGCUGUAGCAAUAGAAUCAGCUAAAUAUUCCGGUCGAUCACCAGUACCAUGUGCAUGGAGAUUAGACUCAACGACAGUAGUGAGAACUGGAUACAAAGGAAAACGAUCAUCUCACACAAUUCACACAUUAGUAAUUACUCCUGGAAGUUCUGGUGAAUCCGUAAAUAGAGGCUAUUCAAAUCAAAGGGUGUGA